AUAUAGACACAUUCAUAUCAGACACCCUAAAAGGAGAAAAUUUAUCCAAGAAAGCCAAGGAAAAAAAAGAAGCUCUUCUUAAGAAGCUAAAAGAUGUCAAAGCUAAGUUCCCCUCUGCUUUCAUCUUGGUUACUAGUAACCAUGUCUUUACUCCUGAUGCUGCACCAUUCCUUCUUGGUUACAUACAACAAAGCUACCAUUUUUGCUAGUCAUUCUGAAAGACUGCCUUUUUUCCCCCACCAAUUUGACUACCCCCAAGAAUUCCAGGAUGAAGGAGAGCUGGAAGACGAGGACGAAUCUGAAGGCCUUUUAUCUUCACCUCCUGAUAGUGUCUCGCUAGCAUCUGACCGAUAUGAUAAAGAAGAUGAAGCACCCUCUGACGGGAACCAGUUUCCUCCUAUUGCAGCUCAGGAUCUUCAGUUUGUUCUGAAGGCUGGAUAUCUUGAAAAGCGCAGAAAAGACCACAGUUUUCUUGGCUUUGAAUGGCAAAAGCGUUGGUGUGCUCUUAGUAGGACAGUCUUCUAUUAUUAUGGAAGUGACAAAGACAAACAACAGAAAGGUGAAUUUGCUUUAGAGGGCUACACCGUCAGAAUGAAUAAUACCCUUCGAAAGGAUGCAAAGAAAGAUUGCUGUUUUGAAAUCUCGGCUCCUGAUAAGCGCAUUUAUCAGUUUACAGCAGCUACUACCAAAGAAGCAGAAGAAUGGGUACAGCAAGUCAAAUUUAUAAUUCAAGAUUUGGAAUCUAGCAUUAUUCCUGAGGAGGAAGUGGAAGAAGAAUAUGAUGAUGUUGGACAAGUCAGCACUGAACCAAUAGAUGAUGAAGGCAUUUAUGAAGAACUUCCAGAGGAAGAAGAGAGAGCUCCUGCAAAGACUGAAGCACCAAGGAAGCUGAGCCAAGAGAAUGUUACUAGUGUUUCAGAGGAUAAAAAUACCGAUUAUGCUAAUUUCUACCAAGGUUUGUGGGACUGCACAGGAGAUGUACCUGAUGAGUUGUCAUUUAAACGUGGUGACAUUAUCUACAUUCUCAGCAAGGAGUACAAUAGAUUUGGCUGGUGGGUAGGAGAAAUGAAGGGAACCAUUGGCUUGGUGCCUAAAGCCUACAUAAUGGAGAUGUAUGAUAUUUGAGAGGCCCGGUCAAAAGAAAUCUGAAAUUUAAGUCCAGCGUGGUGUGCAGAUACAAUUUCCAGAUCUGGUCUCCAAAAUGGGAAGAUUCUAAGACUGUAAACCUGCAGUUGCCAUGACUGUAGUUAGAACAUCAUCUCAAAUAUAUGAAGUAAAACAUUUGAAAAACACACUUCUGAGUUUGUUAUGCAAGUCAUCAAUAUUUUGUCAACAUUUUUGGAAAAGAAGUUUUGUACAAUUAUUUGUUUCAUAACUGUAGCACGGUGAAACUAAAUAGAUAGCAGUUAAUGUAUGAGGCACAAGCAGUAAAACUGUACCUGUCGCUGUUUUCCUUAUGCAAUAUUUGUACUUGUCCUAUCCAUCUGUUCUAUACUAGUGUGGAACAGGAUAAUUUUUCCCCUAUUAAAGUUUUGAAAAUACAGCAGGGUCUUGAAAUUAGCAAAUUAUUCACUUCAGGUAGAUUUUUAAUAGCUGAUAGUUUCAUUUCAAUUGCUAGAAGUGAUUUCAUAGAAAGCUAAAUAAUUUCUGUGCAGCAAUAUAAUGUGCUUCUGAAAAACAAAAUAUUUUAUAUUUCUAAAUGUGAUUUAUUCUUCAUAGGAUUUUAUUAUUUUAUAUAUAGUAAGAUUUUAUAAUCACUGAAUAACGGGGUUAGAGUAAAUCAUCAGAGUCUCUUUAAAAUUAGGGGAACUAUAGUGACUUGCACCUUAUUAUCCUUAUUUGGACGUAUAUUGUGUGAAAAAAUACAUGGAACUGAAAAUGGCUAUUUUGGGUGUUGGAUGCAUAAAAAAUAGCAUUUGUGCAUGAAUUUCCUGUCAGCAAAGCACUCCUUACCUGUUUUUCUGUUGUUGAAGCACAGAUGAUUUCACUGAUCCAAUCUUCCUGGCUUGCCUACUUCUAACCCAAGUUAUGCCAUGGAAGUUUGUGAGACUAUACAUGUGAGUAAGGGAUACCUUCAGCGUCAGCAGUAGCAUAAGCAGGAUAUGGUUAUUCAUUAUAUCACAGCAAAGUACAGUUAAAAAAAAAAUUAAGCAUCUCCCGUACACAGAAUCAGAGCAAUUUCAAUUGUAGUAAUACUUAAAAAACCCUUUGUUCCAUUUGUUUGUUGUAUAGCUGCAUGUAUAAUAUCCCCAGUUAUUUUGAAUUCCCCAGAACACUUAGAAACAACCAGGACUGGUCUGAUGAUUUGUGAGACCCUCAAGCUGCCAAAAAGACAGGUCAAGCCAGCCUGUGAAUUGCUGAGUCUGUGCAGGUCCCCUAGUACUUGCUUAUGCUGUUUAUGCUUCAGGCAGGCCCUGGAACCAGUGUGGGGGUAAAAGGUAGCUUUAAUUUAAACGUUAAAUUGUUUUAUUUCAGGCAACUAAAGCUGAGUUUUACUUUAAAUAAUUUAUUUUACUUUUUGUUAUAAAAGACUGCUAGUAAGAGUGAACCAGGGUGUGUGUGGUUAUUUUACAAACUAUUUUUUAAAGAACUGGUCAUUGAAAUCACAUGUGUAUGUAAUCUGUGAAGCAUUAAAAUGGAAGAUUAUAACCUUCUUCAGAGUUUUACUACUUUAAUUUAUCAAGUGUACUUGUAGAUUGUAUACAGUGUACACUGUUAAUAUCAUGGCUAGAAAAACUUUCUUUUUUUAACAAACCAGCGUAAUAAAUCCACAUGCUGAAAGAUCUUUAUAUUAAUUUAAUAAUUUAGAAAUCCCCUGCAACUUUUUUGAUUACUGUCUUUUGUGUCAAAGACUUGUACACAUGAAUGACCCAUAAAACUGAAUUUAUAAACAUCUAAGUUAUAGUAAAUUUACUCUUAAAAAAAAUUAGUAAUUGUUUUGGACACCAAUAUUAUAUGUUAAAAUUAAACCCAUAACAGAUUUUUGCGGCCAGGUUAAACCUUGGGAAACUGUUUCGUGCUGACAAACUAAACUAUGACAGUGCUAGUGGGCAUUGCUCUCCUGUUUUCAUUUGGUAUAUAAAAGGAGAAGAAUUUGUACUAUAGUGGUUUGUCAGUAGAUGGCAGCAGAUUUUCGUAGCAUGUUGCACUACUUGGAAACCCUUCCCCCACCAAUUGAUCUCAUGCACAGGCACUCGCAUUUACAAGUUAAAAUCACUGGAGGCCUCCUUCGCCUUAUCCCGUUAAUCCAGGAGAGGGAGUCCUUACCCAACUGAUGAAUAACAAGCUCUUUGAGCUAUUUUUCCUGUUGAUGGUGACAAAAAUAGAAAUAAAGUAUCUUUUGUCUGUAGUUCUAUAACAUUUAUUUUCUGUCUGUUUGUACAGCGUGAAAGGUUAUCAAACAGAAAACACGCACAUUGAAAAACUUUUUUUCAAGAAGAGGAGACUUCCAGCACCAUCCCAAAUUUUUUUGAAAUAAGCCAGCGAAGCAAAAUCAAUAUGAUGUUUACUUUAAAUCGUUGCAAAUACCAUAACCUUUUUUGAAUGAGAAAAUUCUUAUUAAUACAAUUUAAACAAAAUUGGAUGUUGGAAAAUAGGCUAAUUGCUUUAUUUUCAUUGUUUACUUAGAUUUCAUUUGCCUUUCUUUGAACUGUAAGACGGCUAAUUUUUUUCUAAAGGUGAUUGUAAGUCAUAUUUUAUGCAGCAUUUUACUUGAUUAUUUGCUCUGUACUGAAUUUGUGCUAUACUGCCAUUAGAUCUUACAAUAAUGUUCCACUCUGCAAAUUUUUAAGGUUCAAAUAAAGUUUAAUUGUUUGCAAA
Messenger RNA from Alligator sinensis (Chinese alligator), 3819 nucleotides. It is a transcript of the gene SKAP2, whose product is annotated as src kinase associated phosphoprotein 2. The transcript has 13 exons. Gene Ontology annotation, molecular function: protein binding. Gene Ontology annotation, cellular component: plasma membrane; cytoplasm. The coding region runs from base 94 to 1125 and encodes 343 amino acids. The record is from RefSeq and is a predicted model, not a curated record. NCBI's taxonomy places the organism in Eukaryota, Metazoa, Chordata, Crocodylia, Alligatoridae.